AUGCAUUUCACCAAUUUCAUCGCUCUGCUUGCCGCACCACUUAUUGUAGCAGCUACCCUCGAUCCAGCUUCCUCAAAUACCAAAGGUUACAAGCCGAGUAGCUUGAACUGUGGCGCUGCCAAGGUCUCCACCGCUAUUCAAGCGGCCGAGUGCUCCCAUAACACUCGUACUUCCAAGACCCAAACAUUCGCCGUCUUCGAGACCGACCACCAAUAUGAUGCCAACAAUGGUGCCCCAUACGGCACUUGUAGUGCGUACACCUGCACUGCCCCGACCAGUGAUGAGUUAGAGGAGAAUUCGGACUACUGGGUCUUUUACUGGAGCAGCGAAGGAAAGAGUACAGGAUACGGCACGACCUGUAUCAAGGAUCCCCAGACUGGAGAGUGUGGUUGCGAGAACUCGGAUGGUACUUUUAUUGCCGGCAGUGACAGCUGCACUUAG
Messenger RNA from Penicillium soppii, 441 nucleotides. RefSeq lists its product as uncharacterized. Bases 1 to 441 code for a protein of 146 amino acids. The transcript has 2 exons. Lineage: Eukaryota; Fungi; Ascomycota; Eurotiomycetes; Eurotiales; Aspergillaceae. The record is from RefSeq and is a predicted model, not a curated record.